Molecule: messenger RNA, 912 nt
Organism: Pterocles gutturalis (yellow-throated sandgrouse)
Lineage: Eukaryota; Metazoa; Chordata; Aves; Pterocliformes; Pteroclidae
Gene: CIMAP1A
Product: outer dense fiber of sperm tails 3
Exons: 7
Cellular component (GO): cytoskeleton
Source: RefSeq, a predicted model, not a curated record
AUGCGCUUCCGUGACGAGCCAAGGCCUCUCCCCAGGGCCACCCGGCAGCUGACACGGAACCCCUCUUGCCCUCACCCUUGCCGCACUCUGCAGCACUCGAUAAGCUCAUAUGCGCCUGGUGCAAUGGCCAAGGAGAAAGGCUUUGUAGCCACCUCCAGCACGGACGAAGCCCAGGUGGGCACCUGGAGGCUGCAUCGCCCACACGGCCUCAUCUUGGCCCAGUUUACCAGCCCAGGGCCCAAGUAUGCCAUUCCCGGGACAACAGGUUACCUGGGGCACAAUCCCACUAAAACAAAAGCCCCCGUGUGCGCAUUUCAACGGGCCAAACCACCUGUGGAGGACAACUGCUCCCCAGGUCCUCGCUAUUACGUCCCACCUUCCAUCACGAGGAACGGGAAGUAUGUGCCUCCAGCACAGCACAUCUGUGGACUUCCCAAGACAAAGACCGAGAUCACCCCCGGACCGAGCGACUAUUCCACCGAGAAGGCCAAUAAACACCUAUACAAAUGCGCCUCGGCACAGUCGAUGGCCUUCAGGCACAAGGCCUUUAAAACUGACCAACCCCCAGGUCCUGGUGCUUACACCCUCCCCAGGCUGGUGGGACCGAACACAGCUUACACCCACGCCAGCCCGUGCUACUCAAUGAGGGGGAGGAGUAAGCACAAUGACUUCGCUGAAGACCUCUCCAAGACGCCAGGUCCUGCUGCGUUCGCCACAGUGGAUCUGGAUGUCUACACAAAAAGGGCUCCAAAGUACACCAUGGGAACCAAAACUAGCCUUGGAAGAGACAAAACACUGAAGCCGGGGCCAGCAGAUUACUGCAUAGGCAAGGUAACAUUGAUUAAGCCCCAGGCACCCGCUCCCACUUUUGGACUACGCCAUUCCCUCUACAGUAUCCCUCUAUUACUUCCC